This is a messenger RNA of Pterocles gutturalis (yellow-throated sandgrouse), 358 nucleotides long. It is a transcript of the gene TMEM240, whose product is annotated as transmembrane protein 240. Lineage: Eukaryota; Metazoa; Chordata; Aves; Pterocliformes; Pteroclidae. The transcript has 2 exons. The annotation marks the transcript as partial. The record is from RefSeq and is a predicted model, not a curated record.
GCAUCAUGUCCAUUACGUUAUUCCGUACGACGGGGACCAGUCGGUGGUGGAUUCCUCGGAGAAUUAUUUUGUGACUGACAAUGUAACCAAGCAGGAGAUCGAUCUGAUGCUGGGACUUUUGCUGGGCUUUUGUAUAAGCUGGUUUCUGGUGUGGAUGGACGGGGUUCUCCAUUACGCCGUGCGAGCCUGGAGAACCAGCCGACGGUAUGACAAUUCCUGGUCUUGGAUUCCCAAAUUUUGUAACUUAAAGGAGUUCAGAAAACGUCACCACCGGCAGUACGAGGAGGCGACCGGCAACAUGGUGCACAUCAAACAGAAGCUGUACCACAACGGGCACCCCAGCCCGCGGCACCUCUGA